AUGCCUCAUUCCGGCUUGCGAAACAUCCGCCGGGAUGUCGUUCCCGCACAUCGACUGCCCUUCUUGGUCCCAUCAAGUACACCUCUAGCCAAUAUGCCGGCCCUCGCGGCGAGAGCUCCCGAAGCUUCACAAUCCACCACCAAUGGCGACAAACCCACCAGUAAUAUGACCACCACCGUCUUGCCCGUGGUAUUGGGUGCUGGUUUGCCCAUCCUCUGUGCCAUUAUCGUCCUGAUUGUUUUACAUCGGAGACACGUCAAGAAACUCCUCCGUGAAGAUGCAAUGGAUAAACAUAAAUCCCUCGAUUUCGGAAUGGAUACAGUUGGUCCGGCCACGAGGAGGAAAGGUGGCCCACAGGGAGGAAUGCCCCCGAUGUCAGAACCCAAUCACACCAAGGGACUGUCCCUUGACGUCAGCCCAUACCUGAUGCCGCCAGGCCUGGUGGGCUCCCGCGAUUCCUUGCACUCCAUGUCCAUUGAUGAUGAUAAAUACCGCCCUGCGACGGCCGGAGGAUCGAUUCGAUCCUUCCCCAGGGGACAUCGCGACGAUGCGUCCAGCUUUGCCGGCUCUCGCUUCGGAGGCGAAGAGCCCAACUCGGGUCUGCUCAAGAACGCCCAGCGGAUGUCUCGCUCCUCCCCUCCCCUCUACAGUUCUCCCACCGAGUCCCACGCCCGUAGCCCGCUGAGCCCGCGGAAUGAUUCUCUGCCAGAUCAUGGGCUGACUCCCCCAGCCCCCGUGGCACAACAACCCGGCAUGGCCAUUGGAAGCCCCAGUGCCGAACGAAGCUUCUCUCCCCAGUCCCUCCCUCGCGUGGAUGACACUCCGCUCCACUUCGGCCUGGACGAGCCACACCAAGCUCCCCACGAGGAGCGCCUUAACUUCCCUCUCCCCGAGCCCUCGCAUUCCCCCGAACACGAGGGUUCCGGCCAACUGCCUCGUAUCUCCCUGCCGGCCAGCGAUGUAACCACGAGUGACUACGGUGACCGCAAGUCGGAUCACAUCCUCCCAGCUGCCCAUGCCCACGUCCCGGAGGGACAUGCGCACGACAAACCAGAGCUCCCGGAAGAGCCCCAGAACCUGGAACCAGUCUACGACGGCCGUCGUAACACCAAGCGGAUGACUCUCGGCGUGCGUCCUUUGCCCCCCGAGGACCCCUCCGACAACCCCGAACAGCGUGCCAACCGCAUCCGUUCGUUCUACAAGGAGUAUUUCGACGAUAGCAAAAAUGAGGCCACCUACUAUGAGGACUUCGGCCCGGAGUUCUACGAGGACGGAGGCCCUGGCGGCAGCGGGUUCGUCUAUGAUCCUGUCACGGGCGAAUACUACGAUGCUGGGGCUCCUCCGGUCCCGGCCCCCUACGCUGAGCCCUACACUCGCCGGGCGAUGACGCCGCCCCCGCGCGCGCCGCCCCGCUUCCAGGGUGCCGCGCGACACCAGGCCACCAACUCCGCUGGCUUUGGCGGCAUGCCCAGCCCGCGGGCGUUCUCCUCCGCCUCUGGACCCCGGGCGUUCUCUUCCGCGUCCAAUCGCAUGCCGGGCCCUGGCCGCAAGCCUAUGCCUCCCCCUUCGCCGCUCCAGGUGCUCCCGACCCCCCACAUGCUCACUGAUGACUCCCUCAUGACCGCGAUGGACUUCGCCCCCGCGCACGGGUUCAAGGAGCGCCGUGACGGUCGGGCCGAGACCCCCACGGGGGGCAUGCGCCCGUACAGUCCGGCUGUCCGCGCCCACACCCCGCUGGCCUCGGCCUUUGAUGAGUUGGCCGUGAUGCCGAGUCCCCACGCCCUGCGCAAGUCCGGCACGUACACGAAUCUGGACUUUGUGCCUCCCCCGCGCUUCCGAAAUGAAGGCGGCGGCAGUGACGCCGGCAGCAUCCGGAGCGGCCGCAGUGGGAUGUCCGCGGCGCACCAGAAUAACAUCCGCAUGGGUAACUACCGUGUCAGUCGCUUGCCGCCGUCCGCGGUCGGGACGCGGGAUGAUAUGAUGGUUAGCCUCAAGCCCAGUUGGGACAUGGUGAACAACAAAUAA
Penicillium olsonii is the source of this 2025-nucleotide messenger RNA. The record is from the annotation of a GenBank genome assembly. Lineage: Eukaryota; Fungi; Ascomycota; Eurotiomycetes; Eurotiales; Aspergillaceae.